CACACACACGCCUCUGCUCUAACAGUCGUGGCUACAGCGUCUACAGGGGAGCAUUCUACACUGCGUAUGUGUAAGCUUGGGGUGUUUAUCUGUCCGUACUCCCUUACCCCUCAUUCACUUCCCCUCACCAUGUGGAAGGAUGAGGUUCGUGUGUUUUUGAUCGUCCUCAUGGCCUGUUACCUCACCACAGACCUCAUGUUGUUCAGAGGGAGGAAGUAUGAGGAGAAGGAGGAGGAGGAGGGAGAAGGAGCCUCUACUUGGCAAUCAAAAACAACACAACAUAUGACUGAAGACACCGGAGACUGGAAAGCUCGUCUGGAAGGGCCGCUGGAACCUCAUGAUCCCCGGCUCAUCGCGUGGAUUAGGGGAAACCAUCUACUGCCGCCAUCCAGUCUGGCCUAUAGCUUGGAUGUGGGGAUCAAUGUGGAUUUUACUAAACUGCCCUACUGGAAGAGAGUCUACCAGGGGAUAACUGACCUGUUGGAGGGAAAGCGAAAUGGAUUCUUCCUGGAAGCUGGAGCGCUGGAUGGCUACUACCAGUCCAAUACAUUCUUUCUGGAACGUGACCAUGGCUGGACCGGUCUCUUGGUUGAACCUAACCCCGUCUUCUUCCAGAGGCUUAAGGGAAGACAUCGUAAAGCCUGGGCCUCUGAUCUCUGUCUGGGGACCCAACCUUACCCUUUUAAGACACACUUCUGGGUAUACACAGGCGCUGACCCUAAGCAAGGACUCAUUUCGGCCUCACGUAGCAGUCUACUUAAAGAAUACAUCCAGAACUACGGUGAGGAGGGCCUGAAGAGUGGCACUGUGGUGGAGGUACAGUGUGUCCCUCCCUAUAGUCUGUUACUCGCCCUUAACGUCACUCAGGUCGACUUGUUCUCCCUGGAUAUAGAGAAUGCUGAGGUACCCGUCCUGAUGGCCUUCCCCUUCAACGAGAUCCAUGUCGAGGUUCUGGUGGUGGAACACUGGAUCACCUCACGACAAGAGGACAUAGAUAACUUCAUCCAACUGGUGGAGAACAAGGGCUUCAGCUACUACAGGCGGGACAACCAUGACUUCUUCUUCAUCCACAAGACACCUCGAUGGGUUACCGCCAGACCUGGGGACCCUGGAGCCGUAGACAACACAAAGCCUUAUGAUGUGCUUCGAGUACCCGCCAGCAACUGAUCGAUGUCAACAAUGAUUCAGAUGGGUUUUUUUUUUCUUACGUCAAUUGAUUCUUUGGCAAUAUUCUACUGUCAGCUUAUCGUACGUCACAAAUAUUCUACUGUCAGCUUAUCGUACGUCACAAAUAUUCUACUGCCAGCUUAUCGUACGUCACAAAUAUUCUACUGUCAGCUUAUCGUACGUCACAAAUAUUCUACUGUCAGCUUAUCGUACGUCACAAAUAUUCUACUGCCAGCUUAUCGUACGUCACAAAUAUUCUA
Homarus americanus (American lobster) is the source of this 1427-nucleotide messenger RNA. RefSeq lists its product as uncharacterized. Bases 67 to 1167 code for a protein of 366 amino acids. NCBI's taxonomy places the organism in Eukaryota, Metazoa, Arthropoda, Malacostraca, Decapoda, Nephropidae. The record is from RefSeq and is a predicted model, not a curated record. The transcript has 7 exons.